GAGUUUGGCUUUGCUGCUACAGAGUGGUGUGGCAGCACCAGAAGGCAUUGGGGGAGGAGUCCGCCCCAGAUCCAGGGGUUUUUGCUUGGUGGGGGACUGAGAGUGGACAGAAGAAGAGUGUGGAUUUAUGAGAGGAGAUAGUGCUGUCUGCUGCCGUCUGGCUCUCUGUGGCCCCAAACCCCUUAUGUCACCAACUUCUGAUGUGUGACUCUUCCCAAGGUGCUAUUAGGACCAGAUUUAGUUCUUACUAGAUUGUUACCUGAAUGCCUGCCGUGUGGCAGGCACUUUGCUAGGCUCCGGCCAUAUUCAUCCCGCUUAAUUUUUUCUAGGCCAGUGAGUAAUAAGGUGGGACUCAAUAUCCCCUCUCUUGUGGAUGAGGAAGCAGGCUCAGAGAGGGCUCUUGGCUUGACCACGAGCACAGAGUCAUAAACAGUGCGGCUGGCUUUAAAAUCACAUCUGUUUGAUAGAUUUGACCAGAGCUGCAUUCAUGGGUCCCAGGCACUUUUGCCUUGCUGGGACCUUUCUUCCAUUAAAAAUAAUAACAAUCAAAGCCCCCCAUAUUUUACAACUGUGUUGGUAUAAAGACAAAUAUAAUCCAGGCUGGAUUAAAAAUUAAAACAUUCUCUUCAGCACUGAAUUUGUUUUUCCUCUUAAUUUUAGCAGAAAUCAUAACAGUUUUCGUGGGUCCCUACAAGUAUUGGGAGCCCUGGCGCCAAGCCCGCUGUAGCUAAUGGAGAACCAGGCUCAGUGUCUGACUUCAAGCUUUGCUUUCUUCCCGCGGGCUACUUGGGGCCCUGCCUGACAGCUCAACCUUCAUUUUGCCUUCUCUUCCAUCACAUUCUAGGACAUUCUAGGGCAAUUGAGUUAGUUGUCCCCUCCUCCCGGCACUCACCCAUUAAGAAAAGCUCUAAACUUCAUCCCCAAAUAAUCUUCUCUAACCCAAUUUUAAAACCCGCUGUGGACAAGGAGGGCUGUGGCCAGGCCUAGGCUGCCUGCUUCCAGGCUCUUGGACAGGGGCAGUGUCUGGUCCCCAUAAUGAGAUUAGGCCUUGGUGGCCUUUUAAUGAAACCCUGGACAUGGGGAGAGGGAGUGAUUCUCAGCACGUUCAAGCCCUGCGGGUAGCUCCUGUCCCUGUUUGAUUGCAUUAAGUGGAGUCUGACUGCAAGUGUGUGUGGGAGGGGCAGGAGUGGGGGUGGUGUGUGACUGUCUCAGCCCAAAGUUCCAGAAGCUGCCAGAACUGUCACCCCCAUCCUGUGCUCUGACAGGAAGGAGGGCGGCUAUGUAAGGGGCUUUAAGAGCCUCCUCUGCUUCUAAGACUGGUCUGCUGGGCGGAGGAGACCUUUGGGGUGGAGAAUGGCUGCUUCCAGGUCCUUGAUGCUGCUGCCCACGCUUCCGCUCUGGGAAUAAAGGAGGCCCAAGGACCACCAGCGUUCUGGGGGGGCUAUCCUGUUUGGGGAGGCAGAGAGAGUGUUGUCACUGUCUGGAUUGGGACCCGAAGGAGCGUGAUUCAAGGGCAUCUGCUUACUAGGGAGUGACUGACUCUCGACUGAUUUCCAGGUUUGCACAUGUGAAAUGUGUUUGUGGGUGGGUCAGAUUCCAACGGGAGGCAGUGGAAUGUGUUCUCUCUCCAGCAUUGGAAGCAGGCCCUCCUUGCCCAAAGAUAGGCUGUCCAUGAUGUCAAACCGAAUAAGCCGUUGUUGAAGGAAUCUUGCAGUUCAUGUUCUGUAAAGCACAGAACCACUCUCUACUUUGUCUUUUUUGUGAGUCUGGAUUUUUCACCCUUGGAGCUUAUUGACUGUGAGGACAUCUGGAGGCAAGGCACAGGCCUGCCUGAGGCAGGAUGGUCUUGCUUGGUGUGAGUUUUCCAGCAUCCCUCAUAGUUGGACUUAAAUCACCUUCAAAUUGGAAGGAGGAGUGGAGGAGACAGCUCGGGCCUUCGUAGUUCCAAAGGUCUUUCUUUAUCUAUGGCUUCCUCUUGGAAGCCCUGUCCAUCACCAGGGUGCCUAGUUCCCCACACAGAUGGGGCAGGGGAGCUGCCUUUGGAGCAGCUGACGUGAAAAUCUCAUGGAUCAGCUGGUUUGCCCUCCUGCCACCCCUUCUCAACUACCUAUUCCCAUCCUGCCUCCUUUUGUCCCAGGAGAGCCCAUAGGGGACACCAGUGCUUGAUGCAGCGAUGGGCUUGAACUGCCUUAAGAGCCUGGGUUCCUGAGAGGUGAGGGACACAGGAGGACUGGCGUGGGACGGGGAGAGACUUCUUGGCGCUCUGGUUGAAAGUGACUUCUUUGGCAAGUGCGCAUUCAGAUCCUUGAUUGCCCUCAGCUCCACCCUCCGAGCUGGGCAAAGCCACACCUCCACCGGACAGUCAGCUGCGGGGGUGCCAUCUCACUGUAUUAAAGCGGGUGGAAACUGUCUUCUGUGUGGAUAGUGGCAGGUGCCCUUGGAGGCCUGAGUUGAACUUGCGGCUUGAAUUCUUACUACCCUUUACUAAAAAAAUCUGCAUCUGCUCUGCAACUUGUCUGCAAGCUUCUCGAAGGCAGGGAUCACGUCUUAUCUGUAUAGCUCCAGCAUCUAGCAGUAUUGCCAGCACAUAGCAGGUGCUCAGUGAACAAAUGCGUUGAGCAGCUAUUCGCAGCUGAUAAUUUUGGGCAUGUCAUAUAUCCUCUUUGAGCCUCAAUUUCCUCACCCAUUAAAUUGGGACAAUACUCCUAUUAGCGCUAUCGUGGAGAUUAAAUGAGUGAAUGCUGAGUAAGAGGAGGGGCUUGCAGUCAGACGUGAGGCCCCCUGCCCUCCCAACACACACAGGCAGGCCUCUCCACUCCCCCACUGUGGGGUGCAAACAGCAUUAGGGUUCGACUUCCUGGGGAAUUCAGGAUGUGAAUUUACAGCGUGGAACGUUCAAGCCCGCUGUUUAGUCGUUUCGCUGCUCCAAAGUGUGUUUCCUUUGCACCACGAGCCACUUCUCCAGUUCUCGGAGGAUGCUGAGUGGGCAUCCUGCAAGUUAACCCAGUCCUCACACUGUUUACCUGGAGAUAGCAUCAGAGCCCACAGGUUAAGGGCUCAGUCCCACAAGACCCCCUCCCCCCAAGAUGCAGGUCUUGAAUCCAGGUUGACAUCUGUGCUUCUGACCCACCUGCUGUAGAUGAGAAGUGCCCGUGGCCUUCUCCUUAAUCUGCUAGAGCAGCUCACAGAACUCAGUGAAACAUUUUAUUAGAUUUAUUAUAAAAGGAUAUGACUCAGGAACCGCCAGAUGGAAGAGGAACAUUAGGGCGAGGUCCUGAAGGGUCCUCAAUGCAGGAGUUUCUGUCCCCAGGGAACUAGGUUAGCCGUCCUCCCGGAAGCUUCUUUUGGAUUUUACUGGAGGCUUCAUUACUUGGACAGGGUUGAUGAGAUCAUUGGCCAGGGGCGAUGGAACUCAGAUCUCCAGCCCCCUCCCCUCCCUAGAGGUUGAGAGGUGGAACGGAGGGCUCCAGCCGUCAAUCACGUGGUUGGUUCCCCUGGCAACCAGCCCCCGCCAACAGGUUAUCUAAGGGCUCAUUAACAAAAGACGGCUUUCCGGCUUUCUUGGGAAAUUCCAAGGGUUUUAGGAGCUCCAUCCUAUCUACUCCUUGUAAGUCACAACCUCACAGCUCUGCAGAGAACCUCGCUCUGAUUUCUGCCUGUCUCAGUAGGAGACUGGCUGGCCUGGCUACGGCGUAGCUCCGAGAUUCAGGAGCGACAAUUCCUUUGCUGCUCUGAGCCCACUGCUGUCGUAGGUCAUUCUGUUUGACGGGAGGAAGCCGUGGCAGGGCUACCAGCAGCAGAGCACGUUCCUUCUGUUCUUUCUCAUUCAGAGCUAAUCAGGUUCUGACUGCGCCCCGGGCUCUCCGGGGAUGAAUCUAAUAAAGGGGAGGAGGACUGAGAACAAGUGACCCGAGGACAGCAUCUGUUUGGUAGGUCUUUCCUGUUAGAGUCGGUGCAAGGGAACAGAUCCCCGAGGAGACCCAAGGAAGAGCAGGACGCCUCCCCUGCCUUGUGCGAGCUACAGGGCAGGUGAGCAGAGGGGCACAGGCGAGCUUCACGGGAGGCAGACCGCCAACAGGCUGCCUCAGCAUGGAGAGUCGGGCCGGCCUGGCAGCCACCCCCGGAGCGCUGCCUUACUACGUGGCUUUCUCCCAGCUGCUGGGCCUGACUGUGGUGGCCAUGACUGGUGCUUGGCUUGGUCUCUACAGGGGCGGCAUCGCCUGGGAGGGUGCCCUGCAGUUUAACGUGCAUCCCCUCUGCAUGGUCAUAGGCCUGAUCUUCCUGCAGGGAGAUGCCCUGCUGGUUUACCGGGUCUUCAGGAAUGAGGCCAAACGCACAACUAAAGUCCUGCACGGGCUGCUGCACGUCUUUGCGUUCAUCAUCGCCCUGGUGGGCGUGGUGGCGGUGUUCGACUACCACAGGAAGAAGGGCUACGCGGACCUGUACAGCCUGCACAGCUGGUGUGGUAUCCUCGUGUGCAUUCUCUUCUUCGUGCAGUGGCUCGUGGGCUUCAGCUUCUUCCUGUUCCCCGGAGCGUCUUUUUCGCUGCGGGGCCGCUACCGCCCACAGCACGUCUUCUUCGGCGCCACCAUCUUCCUCCUGUCGGUGGGCACAGCCCUGCUGGGCCUGAAGGAGGCACUGCUGUUUAAACUCGGGGCCAAGUACAGCACGUUUGGGGCGGAGGGUGUCCUGGCCAAUGUGCUGGGCCUGCUGCUGGUCGGCUUCGGUGUGAUCGUGCUCUACAUCUUGACGCACUCCGAAUGGAAGCGACCACCCCAGGCGGAAGAACAAGCUCUCUCCAUGGACUUCAAGACGCUGACGGAGGGCGACAGCCCCAGCUCCCAGUGACAGCCUGCCCUUGUCCCACAGGGAGGGCCUGGCUGUGGCUGGCCUCCGCAGUUCUGGGGGUUUAGAUAGGCGUCUUUCCCACACUCUGUCGAGGCUGUCUUGAGGCUCAGCUGCUCCUGGGGAGGGCUGGGCGGUGUGGGUAGGGAGCGUGGGGGCGGCGUUCCCCUUGGAGCGCUCAUUUCUGGGGUGUAGGGCUUGGCUUCCUCCGCUUUCCCUCCUUGUUGCUGCUUUAGAGUCCUGUUAGUCAUGCACAGAUUCCUGCCCCUGUUGUCACCAUCACCCCCUCCAAUCAAGCAGCUUUGGGUAGGGUUUUGGGUGGUCGGUUCUGGUUACAAAAGCACAGAUCCUUCAAGAAAACAUGGAGUGGCUCUCCUCUUGAGGCAGCGGAUGCUGGGCGGAGUCCAGGGGCCGCAAAGAGCACAAAGCUGUGGGAGAAACUGGGGCUAAGUGACAGGCCUGGCAGGGCCGAGACUUGCUUUGUGCAACACUGAAUUCAAACCAGGAGUCUCGCUAGUCUGAAUAGCACGUGGUGAGAAUGGGCCCCGGCUUUGGCAGUGGAGCAAGUGAUAUUAUGUGUAAACUAUGUUGGUGUUCAGAGCAAGGUUCCCCAAGAGAGGGGAGGGACUGGCCCCUGGGAAGCUGUGGACAUAUGGCUUUGGCCCAGCUGCGCUCUCAGCCUUCCCUCUCUCCAGUCCUCAGCCCCAGGACGGCUCUGCCAGGAGAGGGACGGGGCAGAGGACUGAGACAAACUGUACCUGGCAGCGGAGGGCCACAGAGAGCAGAGGACGAGAUGGCCCCCUGUGAGGGCGUGCCCGGUAGUGGCGUGUCCUGCUGCUCGUGCUGGGGCUCGCCCCCCGCGGGGCCUGGGCCCGGCCGCCUCCAGGGCCCCCGCCCUCACCAGCUGGCUGGGGUGCUGCUCUUGCUCUGACCUGAGGCCUCGGGCUUAAAUUUUUUUUUUUUUUUUUUUUUUAAGCAGAAGGCUGCUGCCGUUGCCCCGGUUCCCUGUCAGCGGGGAAAGCGGGGCCGUGUGCUUCUGUUCAGGAGGAGAGCCUCAUCCUCGUACCUGGGCCCAGCUCUGCAGGCAGUUGGGGCUGAGUUGGCAUCAGAUCAGUCCUCCCAGCUGCAUAAGUGCGCGGUGCUGCCGCCUGAGUCACUCUCUGGCUUCAGUCUAGAAGUAACGUGAUGAGAGCGUUGACCUUGUGCUGCUUGGACUUGGUGAAUGCUCUCUUCUUGUUUUCCUCAUGUUCUGGGCUUUGAGGAACGUGACAUGGUUUGAGACAGACACUGUUUACUAAAAUGAAGAGAUGCAGGAGAUUUCCAAACUCGACCACUGUUCUUCUGACGGUUGCCUUCUCUCACCUCAGUGCUGCCUUAGAGAAAGGGGCUGGCCUCUCAUGCUCCGAUUUCCAACUUUGGCCUUGGGCCCCGCCUCCGGCAAUGCCACUUCUCCAAGCAGGUGGCUGUGGUCCUAAGCCCUCCCCAGCAGGGCAUCCCUGUCCCCCCCCAAGCCCCCCCCCCCCGCCAGCUCGCUGCAGCUUGCCCGGAUGGGGUGUUCGCUGUGACACUGUGCUCUCUGCCAGGGCGAGGGCUCCGUCCGUUCUUUCACCGCCUGGCACACGCUGUAUAGCCAGAUAUUUACAGUGGAGAACCCCCCCCUUGGACAAACUACCAAAGUACAGUUGUGUAUCUCCCUUGCCAGAAUGCCACAUAGAGAGACGGAGCCUUAGAUUUGCGAUAAACAUCUGUAAACUGGUCUGUUUGCCCAAGUGUCUGUUGGAUGAUUCCGGAGACCCCCUGAAAGCUGACGCACGGCCGUUUGUUUUACUUCGCCUGUGGCCAGUCUUCUGAGAAGUACAGUGUAGCGCGGGUGCAGUAGGUGACCCAAUAAAUGUCUACAGCAGAUCA
Molecule: messenger RNA, 6753 nt
Organism: Ailuropoda melanoleuca (giant panda)
Lineage: Eukaryota; Metazoa; Chordata; Mammalia; Carnivora; Ursidae
Gene: CYB561
Product: cytochrome b561
Exons: 6
Coding region: 4090-4848 (252 amino acids)
Cellular component (GO): lysosomal membrane
Molecular function (GO): oxidoreductase activity
Source: RefSeq, a predicted model, not a curated record